Molecule: messenger RNA, 2548 nt
Organism: Ahaetulla prasina
Lineage: Eukaryota; Metazoa; Chordata; Lepidosauria; Squamata; Colubridae
Gene: NRBF2
Product: nuclear receptor binding factor 2
Exons: 4
Coding region: 111-1007 (298 amino acids)
Biological process (GO): autophagy
Source: RefSeq, a predicted model, not a curated record
CUGCGGUGGCGGGCGGCGGGCGCCAGUGACGUCGUGGCAGGCGGAAGCGCGGCUGAGGGGAGAGAAAGAGACGCCCGCGGGGCGGCGGGGAAGCCCGCCUGGCGCCGCCGAUGUCCCCACAGCCGCCCAUGGAGGCGAUGGAGGCGCCGCUCAACCUGGCGCAUCAGCAGAGCAGAAAAGCUGACCAUUUGCUGGCUGCGGGGAAGUACGAAGAAGCCAUUUCCUGUCACCGAAAGGCAGCAGCAUAUCUUCUGGAAGCUAUGAAGUUGACUCAAUCAGAUCAGGCCCAGUUAUCCCUGGAAUUGCAAAGGGAGAGUCACCUGAAACAGAUCCCCCUUAUCCAAGAGCGAUGGAAAAGAACGAAGAGGGACGAAAGGUUGAAAGCACGCCCUCUUGUGGACAAAGAGAGCGUGGCCCAUCUGCACAGCUCUUCUAAGCCCACCGCGGAGGAACCCGAGGACCAACAUGGAAGGCCUGCCAGCCUCAAGUACAGGCCCUCCUUGGAGAAGGAGAUGAAGGGCUUCCAUGGGGUCUUGGACAGGGAUCCGGACACGCUGCUCUUUCUGCUUCAGAAGAGGAAGGAGCCUCCCCUGGACGCCUGCGUGAAGAGCAGACCCCCAAAGGAUGACAAGAUGAAAAUGGAAGAGCAGGCCACCAAAAUCGCAGUCCUCGAACAGCACGUGGAGAUGCUGUUUGCUGAAAACGAGAGACUGAGACGGGAGAACCGGCAGUUAAAAGCAGAGAGAGCCAAGCUGCUGAAAUCACCCCUGGAAAAGGAGCUGGAUGCAGAUGCUGAUUUUGUGGAGAAAUCAGAGCUGUGGGGCCUCCAGCAGCUUUCGGAACCUGCCGCCGCCGCAGCCACCACCCCCUGGCAGAAACUGGCGGUCAGUGCCGGGAAGGGCAAGGACAUUCCCAUCCCCAGCCUCCCCCCCUUGGACAUUCCCUCUCCGGAGUUUCCACUGGUGGAGCUCUCCGAAGAUCUCCUGAAGGGGUUCAUGAACAACUAAGGGAGGAGGACCGCUGGGGAUGGGGGUGUGGAUUCCCCCUCCACUUUGGGGAGGGGAUGCUGCUGCGACAUCCGUAACAAGGGAAGAAACCCUCGUGACUUGGUCACUUAAAAAAAAAUGCUUGAUGUUAUGAAUUGGUGAAGCAAAGGCACUAUCAUUUACCAUCGUUGGUAAAAGCUAAGCCCUCUUUGUUCUUGUUUCAAGCCAAAGGACUGAAGGAGGGAGUCAUGAGCCACAAAGUCCUGCAGGGCUCUCUCCAGUAUUCUUUGGAUAUAAAAGGAUCUCUUAUGCCAUAAAAUACAAUAAAUCCUAUGUGGCACACGGUAACAAUUUUGGCAGAGCAAGACACUUUCUAUCAUGCGUUGGAUUGCCGUGUCUUUUAAUCAUGCACAGACGCUAGUAAACAAUUCUUGUUUCCCUCCCUUCGUAGGAUGGAUCUGUGUGCCACACUUUGCAUCCCUAGCUUAAUGUGUAACGUCAGCCAAUUGGGAGUAAAAAAGCUAAAUUUCCAGAUAUUUUUUAAGGACCCAAAUUUAGUUUUGCUGAAAUAUUUUGAUUCGUUUACAUAAUCAGGGUGCUUUAUAAUGCGUUUUCUGUAUAUGAAACAAGCAUUGUUCUAAACAAAUAGAUAAUAAUUGUUGGUGCAUGAUAGGAAGGCAUAGUUGUCAAAGAAUAAAAUAUUCCAGGUCUAUCUCAAAUCAUGUAUUUGUUCUUUUUAACAUGCAAGUAUUGCGUUUUGGAAUGCCAAUGCUGAAUACAACAGUAGCCUGCUUUAUGCAGUAGGAUGUUUGAAAGUUUUAGCAGACAUCAUUUUGAUCAAAAUCUUGUUUGAUCUCUAUUAUUCCAAAGAUGACAAGGAUUGAAUCAGGCACCCGUUAAAAGUUCUCCAGACCAGGAUUUUAUUCUGAAUAUCAGGUCAUUGAAGCAGGUGAAAUGCUCCCGGUUCGGACCGGAUCGCCUAAUCCGGUAGCGAUGGCGGUGGGUGGUUUAGAGAACCAGUAGCAAAAAUCCCUGCACACCCCGCCCAGCUGAUCCGGGCGAUCAUCAAAGGUUUUUUUUUUUUACUUUUAAAAGCAUUUUUCUUCAGCCGAAAACAUACUUUUAAAAGUAAAAAAAAAAGCCUCUGAUGAUCACGUGGCUCAGCUGGGAUCAUCAGAGGCUUUUAAAAGCAUUUUUUUAUAACCUCUUCGGCUGAAGCUGUUUUAGAAAAAAUGCUUCUAAAAGUAAAAAAAAAAAAAAAGUUGGCCACGCCAACCCAGUCAUAUUACCCCACCACCACCAAGCCACGCCCAAAGAACCAGUAGUAACAAAUUUUACAUUUCACCCCUGCAUUGAAGUCUCCUUUCUCAGUAUUAUUUGUCAAUUGAUCUGGAUUUUGUCCUUCAGUUUUCCCCAUAGCAUCAACCCCAACAGAUCCAGCAAGUAGAGAAAUUAUUGCAUCCAAAUCAUCCAGUAAAUUGUUACAAACUCCCUCUUCUAGUUCAACACCAAAUUAUUUUCUGGGUAAAAAACUUAUAGCCCAGCAGAGAAAGUGUACUUUU